Molecule: messenger RNA, 2715 nt
Organism: Solanum stenotomum
Lineage: Eukaryota; Viridiplantae; Streptophyta; Magnoliopsida; Solanales; Solanaceae
Exons: 8
Coding region: 1-2715 (904 amino acids)
Biological process (GO): DNA integration
Molecular function (GO): nucleic acid binding
Source: RefSeq, a predicted model, not a curated record
AUGACACAAAAACAACUUGAUAAGGAAAGAGAAAGGGAUGCAGACAUCAAGAAGAUGUUGACCCAAAUGGAACUAUUACAAGAGCAUAUGAUGGAGAAUGUGGGAAAGCCCAAAGGGAAAAGUGGAGUGUUUAGAGUUGAGGAGUGUUCUUCCUCAGGUUAUUUAAAAUUGAGGGAGAAUCAAUGUUGGAACUCCAAGAGAUACGAGGAGGGUUUCCACCCAUGCUAUUUACAACAAUGUGAGAAUCAAGGUUGGAACUAUCACAAGGGGGAAGAGCAAAGAAGAUACUAUCAAGACUGGGCUGAGCAAAGUGAUUAUUGGAAAAUGGAGGAUGACCAUGUAGAGGACCACACUCACUCGAGUGAGAUCCCAAAAUCGAAAGGGAGUGCAAGUAGUCCCCGGGUGAAUGAUUUGCUGUCACGCAUCCUUGAUAAAGUUGAAGGUUUGGAUGAUUUAUUGAAAGGGAUGAAAGCUGACUUUUCAUCAUUGAACAAUAAAGUGAACUCUCACGCAGAUGCAAUCAAGAUACUUGAAGAUGAUGAUAGAGGGCUGGUUGUGGUUACUCAUAGUGGAAAGGUAGCAAUAGGCGAUGUGACAGGAAAUGAAGAAGCUCAAAUGCAUGAAGAAGACAAAGGUAUGGAGGAAGAAGAGACACCUAUCCAUCAAAGCAUUGCCAAAAGACCACAAAAAGAUGUGGAGAAACACAAUCCAAACCCAAAAGUUAUGCAAACUUUACCCAAAAUAUCUCCUCCAUUUCCCCAACGUCUCAAGAAGAAGAAUGAGGAUGAGAAGUUCAAGAAGUUUUUAUCGAUGUUCAAGACAUUAUCAAUUAAUCUCCCUCUAGUGGAAGCAUUGUUGGAAAUGCCGGAUGCUGAAAUUCCCAUCAUAUUGGGAAGACCAUUCUUGGCAACCGGGAGAGCGUUGGUAGAUAUUGAAAGCGGAGAACUGAAGUUUCGGGUGAACGAAGAUGAAGUAACCUUUAAUGUUUGUAAGUCAAUGAAACACCUAAGUGAUAUUCAUGUGGUCUCCACUGUUGAUGCUAUUGAUAAGGCGGUGGCUAGUCCAUCAAUAGAAGAACCACCAAAUUUGGAGUUAAAAGUACUUCCCUCCCAUCUCCAAUAUGCUUUCUUGGAGGCAAAUAACACCUUACCAGUGAUAAUUGCACCUGACUUGCUUGAAUGGAAAGUGAAAUUGCUCCUUGAGGUGUUGAGAAGGCAUAUCAAAGCUAUAGGUUGGACUAUCGCUGACAUAGUGGGCAUUCCUCCUGCGGAGAUUGAUCCACCGAUGGAAGAGGUGGUGAAAAAGGAUAUGAUAAAAUGGUUGGACGCAGGUGUGAUCUACCCUAUUGCGGAUAGCAAAUGGGAUGAAAUGCUUGAUCGACUCUCAGAGAGAGGUUGGUAUUGCUUUUUGUAUGGGUAUUCUUGUUAUAACCAAAUCUCCAUUGCUCUGGAAGACCAAGAGAAAACCACCUUCACCUGCCCAUAUGGAACUUUUACCUUCAAACGGAUGCCAUUCCGGUUAUGUAAUGCUCCGGCAACAUUUCAACAGUGCAUGUUAUCUAUUUUUGCUGACAUAGUGAAUGAUUCAAUGGAGGUAUUCAUAGAUGAUUUCUCGGUUGUGGGUGACACUUUUGAAUCAUGUUUAGCACACUUAGGACAAGUUCUCCAAAGAUGUGUGGAGAUAAAUUUGGUCCUAAAUUGGGAAAAAUGCCACUUCAUGGUUAAAAAAGGUAUAGUUCUUGGUCACAAAGUGUCACAAAAGGGGCUGGAGGUUGAUAAAGCGAAGAUUAAAGUAGUUGAGAAGUUACCACCACCAAUUUUGGUGAAGGGUGUUCGUAGUUUCUUGGGACAUGCCGGUUUUUACCGUAGGUUCAUCAAAGACUUCUCAAAGAUUGCACAUCCUCUAUGCAAAAUCUUGGAGAAAGAGGUGAAAUUCCACUUUGAUGAUGCUUGCAUGAUGGCUUUCAAGUGCUUGAAAGAAAAAUUGGUCUUCACCCCAGUUAUCAUUAGUUCCGAUCGGUCAGAAUCCUUCGAAGCAUACUUGCUAGGUACUAAAGUGGUUGUUCACACUGAUCAUGCUGCACCGCGUUAUCUGAUGGCGAAGAAGGAUGCCAACCCAAGAUUGAUAAGGUGGGUGCUACUAUUGCAAGAAUUCGACUUUGAAGUCAAAGAUAGGAAAGGUUGUGAAAAUCAGGUGGCUGACCACUUAUCAAGAUUGGAAGGCAAGGAACAUGACGAGCCAGAGAUCGACAUAAAUGAUUCUUUCCCCGAUGAACAGGUAUUCACAGUAACUCUCAAACAGCCUCCUUGGUAUGCUGAUUUUGCCAAUUAUGUUAAACAAGGUGGAGUGUCCAAAAGACACGAGUUGCCUUUUACGCCUAUUUUAGAAGUUGAGCUAUUUGAUGUUUGGGGAAUGGAUUUCAUGGGACCAUUUGUGAGUUCGUUUGGUAAUAAGUAUAUCUUGGUGGCCGUAGAUUAUGUUUCUAAAUGGAUGAAAGUUGUUGCACUUCCAAACAAUGAAGGGAAAAGUGUUGUUCAAUACCUGAAAUGCUACAUCUUUGCUAGAUUUGGUACUCCUUGGGCUAUUAUUAGUGAUAGGGGAUCUCACUUUUGCAACAAAUGGCUCUCAGCCGCAUUGAGUAAUUAUGGAGUGAAAGACAAAGUAGCAACUCCGUAUCAUCCCCAAACGAGCGACCAAGUUGAAGUGUCAAAUUAG